Messenger RNA from Schistocerca nitens (vagrant locust), 2789 nucleotides. Its product is annotated as alpha-tubulin N-acetyltransferase-like. Lineage: Eukaryota; Metazoa; Arthropoda; Insecta; Orthoptera; Acrididae. Gene Ontology annotation, molecular function: tubulin N-acetyltransferase activity. Gene Ontology annotation, cellular component: microtubule. The record is from RefSeq and is a predicted model, not a curated record. Bases 388 to 1281 code for a protein of 297 amino acids. Gene Ontology annotation, biological process: alpha-tubulin acetylation. The transcript has 8 exons.
ACGUAAUCGCUGCUUUCCUUUUCUGCAAUGUUGGCGCCGGAAUAUACUUUCAGUUUCGACGGAAUCAGGUUCAUGAGAAAGCCGUUGUAAUGUUGCAUGCCACUGCAAUCGUCGUACGGCUGUGAGGUAGCAUGAUUAUUUUAGUUUUCAUGACAUAAUUUCUGCUGAAUAAGAUCACACAUUCGCACAUUCUACAUAAACGUUUUCCACCACGGACAUCACGUGGGUAUUGCUGUCAGAGAUUUCUUUAAAUACAGCACUCAACACUAUCAAGUUGUAUUCCGUUGGUACUCCUUGGACUAGUAAACGACUUAUGACAUUUGUUGUUGUUGUUGCUGUGAUACGAAACUUUGGUGCAUGCAAAUCAGGUAGUGUCUUGCAAUAAGAAUGGAGUUCCCUUUCAGCGUAAAUGAGAUACUUCCAAAUCAAAUAACGAAAAUCAGGAGCAGUCUGCUACCCGAAGGAUUUGUCGGAGAUCGUCGCGGUUCGCAGAAUUGUGUUGAUAAAGUGUCAGAAAUACUUGAUGAAAUGGGCAAGGCAUCUGCAAAAGCUCAAGGUCUACAGAGAGCUGUAACAAGUGGAGAGAAAAUGAGGAAUGUUGAUUACACAGUUUAUAUUUUUGUUGAUCCUGAAGGAAAUAAUGGGAAAGGUACAGUUAUUGGCCUGCUUAAAGUGGGACGGAAGAAACUGUUUGUGUUUGAUGCAUCUGGAGCCCAUAAAGAAGUGGAGCCUCUUUGUAUACUAGACUUUUACAUCCAUGAGUCAAAGCAACGUAUGGGAAUGGGAAAAAUAUUGUAUGAGUAUAUGCUGCAGGAGGAGAGUGUCUUGCCCAUUCAUUUGGCAAUUGACAGACCAUCAGAGAAGUUCAUGAAUUUCCUUCUAAAACAUUAUGGUCUGAGGAAUAUUCUACCACAAAAUAAUAAUUUUGUUGUGUAUGAUGGAUUCUUUGAAAACAAUCCAGAUGUUAUUCACAUGUCAGGAAAAGGACAUCUUCAAGACAAUAAGUCUGUAGCAGGCAUGAACGCCACUCGGGUAAUAGAGGCAGCAGGAAGUGCUAACUCAUCGCCUCAUUUUGGUAGAUAUGCUGCCCACAAACCAGAGUCUACUGUUGGAAAGAUCAUCCAAAAUGUUUUUCCGUGUGGUGAACUUAAGAGAGUGGCAAGUGAUGGAAUUGAUCCAGCUAAUCUUCAUUGUGGUGAGAUGGCUUGUCUCUCAGGAUCUGCACCUGAUCUCCAGAUGGCUCCACCACACAAUGAGCAACAUCAUUCGCAGCUGUGGUAGACUAUACCAUAUAUUUACUGCACCAAACAGUACAUUAAUUCCUUUCUGUUGUUUUUCUCUGUCAGCUUUAGAGUACAGUGACAGUAGUGUAUUCUGCAAAGUUCAUUAUAUAUAGAGGCAGCAAAUCAAAACAAAACAAACAAAAAAAAUAUUUUUAAAACUUUUGAGAUGGGAAAAGCUUUCACACUAUUUUUAAAACACACACAUUAAAACAUUAUUGGUACUUAUUUAGUUUUCAUUAAUAGAUACAGAACAUUCAUUUCUACAGAGACCAUGUUAAUUGUAUUACAAAAUUCAUUCUGUAAGCAUACCAAUAUUAUGGCAAGCUAAAUGCCCAUUGCUUGUGAAAAUUAAUCUACCUGUGACUGUGGGCAGCUAAACAGGAACAUCCUGUUAGUGGGCAUGUUCAUAAUAAUGCUUUUUUGCAGUAUUAGAGAUGGCUUUAAUAAUAUUGUAAAUAAAACCAUGUAUAAAGUAUAGAAUCGGAAUGUAAGUGUCUCAAAUGAAAGUAAACAGAUGUUCAUUGCACUAUGGAUUUGAAGCAGUUUUGUUAAAUGAAUAUAUUUUAUAAUUGUUUUCAGUAAAAUCUGAAUCUCAUUCAGAACAAUGUUAAAUGAAAAUUUAUAAUUAUUGUAUUUGUUGCUUAUAUAGUAGUUGGGUGCUUAAACAUCUUUGCACUGUUCUACUUGAUUUGUCAAGUAGUAAAAAGUAAAAUGCUAAUCAUUAGUAGUAUCUUUCUUGUCAUUUAACAUUCCUGUUUGGACACUGCUAUUUAUUUGGUCAUUGUUAGUUGACUUGAGAAAAGAGGAAUAGGAUAAUUAAGCAUUAGUAAACUUUAAGCAUCAGGUUAACAAUACUUGAACUGCACAGCUAAUGUCAAAUAAAAUUAACAAUACCAGAUCUAUGGAGCAAUUUACUUUACCUACAUAUAACACACAGUUCAGUAAAAUUUAAAUUCUAUCAUCAUACAGAGUGGUUAAAUGGAAUGAGAUGAAAAGUGCCUUAUUCUGUAAUUUUUCUUUUAAUUUCUUUUAUGCUAGAAAAUCAUUUUUUAUUUUCAUGAAAAGGUUAUAUUUGGAAUUGUUCCAGAUUCAUUUAACAAGUGUAUAUUAAUUGUUGUUAACCAUAGAAAUAUAAAGCAGUUAACUUCAAUGAAGCUGGCACAUCAGUCAAGAUAUAUGCAGCUGUUGAAAUUAACGAUUUUAAUUUGUCAAGUAUAUUUACAUUAGUUUGCUGACAGUUACUGUAGUAUUUAUUAGUUUUACAAUUUCGAUUCAUGUUAAAUGAAAAUAUUACUGUGAGACUGAAAUUUGUACGUUUCAUGUAAAGAGAAAAGUGUACUGUAAAAAUAUUUAUACUUUUGCUUUUAAUUUUCAGAAAUAUGUUUCUUCACAGACUGUCUUUCCUAGAAAAUAUGGACUAAGCAGACAAUGCAGUACAGUUACCUAAAACAGUAGUUUGAGUAGACAGAUAUAUUCAUAAAAGGGAGUUUUUUUUUUUGUUUUUUU